GGAAGGGACGUCCGAGCGAUGGCAAGAGGUGGGCGGUGAGGAUCGCGCAGGCGCCGGGGUGCGCCAGGCCGCUGGAGCUGCUGGAGGGGCGGUUCGUUUUCGCGGACGGCGCUGGGGUACACAUCUAUCGAAGAAUUUUUUCAUCCUCUAUCGUCUGGCCCGCUGGCAGGGCGCUGUUGGAGUACCUCCACGGCGUCGGUGUCGACAGCGACGCCGACACGCCUUCGGCCAACGCUGCGGCGAGCUGGCGCGGCAGGCGCGUACUGGAGCUUGGUUGCGGCUGUGGUUUCGUGGCGGCCGCGCUGGCGCACUGGGGGUGUGAGGUCGUGGCGACGGACGUCAACGACAGGGCUCUCGAGUCCUGGCUGGCGCGAACGCGGAACUCUGCGCGCGCGAGGGCGCCGCCUUCCGCGUGCGGCGGCUCGACUUCAGCGACCCUGCGGCGUGCGCGCGGCUGCGGGACGAGCUCGGGCCGUUCGCCUGCGUCGUCGCGUGCGACUGCGUGCUCGCAGCCCCGCCCAGCGGCCCCAUGUGGCGCUCCAGCGCGGCGGGCGCGGCGGCCGUCGCGGCGCCCCCAGAGGCGCUGCUGAACGCUACCCGCGAGCUGGGCCCCGCGGGGCCCGAGGUGGUGCUGGCCGUGGUGGACCGCGGGGGCGACGUGCAGGCCACGGCGCGGGCGCUGCUGGAGAGGCGCCACUGGCUGCAGCUGGUGGACCUGCCCCGCCAGCUGCCCGCCAAGGACGGCGGCGCCGCCGUCACGAUCUUCCACUUCAUCGCUUCCGCUGGAGGGGCGUGCGGGGCGGCGGGGGCGAGUCCGCGGCGGCGCUGUGGGAGAGCGCGUGAGGGUCGCGGCGGGUGUGGCGAAGUUCCCGCCUCGCGCGAGCGUCGCUGCGCUGGGGCCCGGUCUUGGCGCGCGGGGGUGGCGCUGCGCCAGCCGCUGCCGCAGGGGUGCUCGCGAGGCGCGGCGUACGCCGUGGGGCUCAUGGGGCGCCCGUGGCUUCGGCUCCCCACGGGGGCUGUCGGGGCCGUGUUGGUGCCGUCCUGGGCCUCUCGUCGAAGCAGAAAUGACCACAGCAAGUCACCAUAAUAGCAGCAAAGGUGAUGAGGCGGGUCGAGACGGGUGACCCGGCGGCGAACGUGAGGCCGGGGCGACAGGUGAGGAGGUGUGGUCGAGGGCAGGGACGGGCCACGCGAGGGCUCGCGCGCCGAAAAGGGCACGCGCAGCGGCCAGGGGGCUCGGGGAAAGCAGGCGCUGCGCGCGUGAGGCGUCCGGUGACCUCAUCAGGGACGGGUCCUUGGCGGAGAAGGCGCUCGGGGUUGUCGCCGGCCAGAGCGGCGCGGGCCCCCCCCCCCGCGCCCCCGGCCACUGCGGCCGCCGGUCGCGUCGGAGGGAGGCCCGGGUGUUUAGUGCUCG
Prorocentrum cordatum is the source of this 1414-nucleotide messenger RNA. The record is from the annotation of a GenBank genome assembly. Lineage: Eukaryota; Dinophyceae; Prorocentrales; Prorocentraceae.